Molecule: messenger RNA, 2166 nt
Organism: Ambispora leptoticha
Lineage: Eukaryota; Fungi; Glomeromycota; Glomeromycetes; Archaeosporales; Ambisporaceae
Source: the annotation of a GenBank genome assembly
AUGACUGACGCAAUAGUUCCUCUUUUAUCAACUAGCCUUACAAAUAAGGUUGUAGAAAAGACACGAAAACUCAUUUUUCAUCAGUUAAGACAGGAGAAUGCUAAAGAAGCAUUUGCAGACUAUGUUCUAGUAAUUGACUCCAAAAUUCCUUCUAAAGAGAAGGAAGAGUUUAAGACGAAGUUGGCUAACACUUGUAAGUUAGUGCUAGCAAACCUAGAGAAAGCAGGACUCGACUGUGAAUUGCGUCGGAGUAAAGAAGACAUGAUAUUUAUAUUUGUUCUAUGCUCUGCUGAAAGACUCAAACAAGAAAUUUAUCGGUCGAGAGUCCACGAUUGGCUAACUGGUGUGCGUAUUCGAGAUAUAGAGGAUGGUCAUGAUUCAGAAAGCGAUAUUCUUUUAACUGAGGGAGAACGAUUACGACUAGUGUAUGAUGUUAUUACAAGAUCCAUAAAGGAAAAUGGUGCGGGGAUUAAUCCGGGAUUAGGUGAAUUCAAAUUGGUGAACAGUUUAUUACCUAUUCAUAAUAAAGAGUAUAAUCAGACAUGGAUAAAAUCAUGGUCAAUGAAAUGGGUGAUUGAUAGAAAUGAUCUAAUGCUAUUGAGAGAUCAUUUUGGUGAAAAGAUUGCAUUUUACUUUGCAUUCCUUCAAUAUUAUUGUCUAUGGCUCAUUGCACCAACGAUCGCCGGAUUAUUUACAUACUUCUUUUUAUCCGAUUACUCUAUCCUAUUGGCAAUUUUUAUCGUCGUUUGGUCGGUUAUCUUUACGGAGUUCUGGCGUAGAAAAGAACGAGAAUUAUCUAUUUGGUGGGGCGUCCGUAAUUUUUCACGGGUCGAACAACGGAGACCCGAAUUCCAGGAAGAAUUUUAUGUAGUGAAUCAUAUCACGGGAGAACUGGAUCCCUACUUUCCAUUAUGGAAGAGAUGGUUACGGAGAAUUAUCGCGGCUCCCGUUAUUAUGGCAUUCAGUCUGAUUCUCGCAGCUGCUCUAUUGUUUUAUAUUGUAUUGGAAGUAACGAUCUCGGAAUAUUACACUGGACCAUUUCGUGAACAAGUGAUUUAUCUACCGACGAUCCUCUAUUGCGCAUUGGUCCCUGCAUUGAAUAUCGUCUAUGUAAAGAUUGCUCGACGCCUGAACGACUACGAGAACAAUGAGACUGAAUCGUAUCAUGAAUUUAGUUUGACACAAAAGAUUUUUGUAGCGAAUUUCUUGGUGGGGUAUCUAUCUAUUUUUUUUAUCGGAUGGAUUUAUAUUCCAUUCAACGCGGAAAUUGGUGAAUUCUUCCAGAGUAUAUUUGAUGCACUGGGAUUAUCGCUUACCUUAAAACCUGUCGGACCAGAAAGACUUAAAAAUGAGUUGAAAUAUUUUAUCCUUACCGGACAAGGAAUAAGUCUAUUCGUGGAAUUAAUCUUGCCGUACAUGACACGCGGAUUAGCAAAAGGUGUUCACAAAACAAUCUCUACUGGAAGUAAAAUAUUACAUCGUCAGAAUAGUCUUUCUGUUGAUGCCAGAAAUGAAGACGAAGAGGAAUUCUUGAGAAGAGUACGAAGAGAAGUUUUAUUGCCAGUUUAUGACAUAUAUGAAGAUUAUGCUGAGAUGAUCACUCAGUAUGGAUACGUCAGUCUGUUCUCUGUUGUAUGGCCUUUGACUCCAGUACUUGCAUUGUUAAAUAACUGGGUUGAGCUUAGAUCCGACGCAAUCAAAAUAUGUGUUCAUACGCGUCGACCCGUUCCUUCACGAGCAGAUUCAAUUGGCCCUUGGUUAGAUAAUCUAGCACUUAUUACAUGGCUAUCCUCAAUUACAAAUCCAACAUUCGUAUAUUUGUAUCAUCCGAACUCCACCGCAUUUACAUCCCCGUCGGCGGUUCUUGUAACGGUCGCCUUAAUUUGGUUUUCCGAACAUAUUCUAAGCGUCCUGCAACUCAUCAUUAGACAAUGCUUGUCGGCAUUUCCCAGUUGGGCAGAUGAAUUGAUAUUAAAAGAAGAGUAUGAGUUGAAGAAAAAAUGGCUGGAAAAAGUCGAGAUUCCCCCGGUUGCUCCACCUGAACAUAGCGUUCAAGAGAUUAUUGACAAUAGAGAGGAGAAGGGUAGUUGGUUUUGGCGAAAUGAAAAACGACAAGAUAUUAAUGAACGAUUGGCAGAGAUAUUUCAAGGGUUACAUUUAGAUUGA